This is a messenger RNA of Trachemys scripta elegans, 3108 nucleotides long. It is a transcript of the gene HMBOX1, whose product is annotated as homeobox containing 1. Lineage: Eukaryota; Metazoa; Chordata; Testudines; Emydidae. The transcript has 11 exons. The record is from RefSeq and is a predicted model, not a curated record. Gene Ontology annotation, molecular function: double-stranded telomeric DNA binding. Gene Ontology annotation, cellular component: nucleus. Gene Ontology annotation, biological process: positive regulation of DNA-templated transcription. Bases 230 to 1597 code for a protein of 455 amino acids.
AAUUUCUCUUGGGGGGGUCGGGGAGGGGGGAUUGGAAGCUGAGGGAUUUUCACCCCCCAUUGCUCCCCUCCCUCUGCACCCCCAUUCUUCUCCCCCUCACACUGGGACUGGGGAUCCCCCCACUGGUGCUGUUACAUGGUGAGGUGGAGAAGUGACCAGGAUCCAGAGAAUGGUAAAUAACGCUGAAGACCCCUGAGUGGCUUUCUGACUUGCCCUCCUCAUGUGAAGUAUGCUCAGAACCUUUCCAGUAGUGCUGCUGGAAACCAUGUCUCACUACACAGAUGAACCCAGAUUUACUAUAGAGCAGAUAGAUCUGCUUCAGCGCCUGAGACGUACUGGAAUGACCAGACACGAAAUCCUCCACGCCUUGGAAACCUUGGACCGUCUCGAUCAAGAGCAUAGUGACAAGUUUGGAAGAAGGUCUAGCUAUGGAGGCGGUUCCUAUGGCAACAGUACCAACAAUGUCCCAGCAUCUUCCUCUACAGCCACAGCUUCUACACAGACUCAGCAUUCUGGGAUGUCCCCGUCACCUAGCAACAGUUACGACACCUCCCCACAGCCUUGCACUACUAAUCAGAAUGGGAGGGAGAGUAACGAGAGGUUGUCAGCGUUCAAUGGGAAGAUGUCGCCCACUCGCUAUCCACUUGCAAACAGCUUGGCUCAAAGGUCGUACAGUUUUGAAGCCUCUGAAGAGGACUUGGAUGUAGAUGACAAAGUGGAAGAAUUGAUGAGGAGGGACAGCAGCGUGAUAAAGGAGGAAAUCAAAGCCUUUCUUGCCAAUCGGAGGAUUUCCCAAGCAGUUGUUGCACAGGUAACAGGUAUCAGCCAGAGCCGGAUCUCUCAUUGGCUGUUGCAGCAGGGGUCAGACCUGAGUGAACAAAAGAAAAGGGCAUUUUACAGAUGGUACCAGCUUGAGAAGACAAACCCUGGGGCUACGUUAAGUAUGAGACCUGCUCCAAUCCCAGUAGAAGAGCCAGAAUGGAGACAGACGCCUCCCCCAGUCACAGCUACCUCUGGGACCUUCAGACUACGGCGAGGCAGUCGGUUCACAUGGAGAAAGGAGUGCCUGGCAGUUAUGGAAAGUUACUUCAAUGAGAAUCAAUAUCCUGAUGAGGCAAAGAGAGAAGAAAUUGCAAAUGCCUGUAAUGCAGUUAUACAAAAGCCAGGCAAAAAGUUGUCAGAUUUGGAGCGAGUUACCUCCCUUAAAGUGUACAACUGGUUUGCCAACAGAAGAAAGGAAAUCAAGAGAAGAGCCAAUAUCGAAGCAGCAAUCCUGGAGAGCCAUGGCAUAGAUGUACAGAGUCCAGGAGGCCAUUCCAAUAGCGAUGACGUCGAUGGGAAUGACUAUUCAGAGCAGGACACUUGGCAAGUACGCAAUGGGGAGGAGGAGGGAAGAUGUUCAGAGGGAGGCAGAGAAGCAGAGAAGGUAGAAGAAGACAGGAGGAUCUGCUCCAAACAAGAUGACAGCACUAGCCAUAGUGACCACCAAGAUCCCAUUUCAUUAGCCGUGGAAAUGGCAGCAGUAAACCACACCAUCUUGGCAUUGGCCCGGCAAGGAACCAACGAAAUCAAGACAGAGGCCCUAGACGACGACUGAUACAAAGAAGGGGGAGGGUCAAAACAAGAAGUAACUUAGUUUUAGACGUAGCACCUUAGCAGACUUUCCUCGGUCCUUAAUAUGUGUUCUUCUUACAGUAUAACUUUGCAGUUUCUUGUACGUCAGUUAGCUGUUAGGGUCUUGUUCUGUGAAGAUGGCAUGGUGCCCUCAGCCUUUGCAUAUACUCUCUCAGUAUUAAUUCCCAGUAAAUAAUCAGUCAACCAACCAACCUCCCUCUCCCAGCCCCAGUGGCUCGAAAAUCUUGCUGCUUUGUCUUAGCAUUCCAAGAAAGUGCUUCCAGGUAUUUUAGAGAGUCCCUCAGUUCCAAGUCUUAGGCUACAUUUAAAAUCUUGGAUACCCUUAGACAUCAUGUAAAACUAGUCUGUACGCUUUUCCUCCUCCAAGACUGAAAGGAUGGAAGCUGGGGUAGAAGCACAGGGUCGAUGGACACCAUAUUGGGAGUAUCAACAGAGAGUAAAAAGAACACUAGAAACCCCACUUCAGCCUGGGAAUAAGUGAUUUCCAGCUGCAAUAAGCCGUGCCUCACUGGUCACACAGUGACUUGAUCUAUUUCUUUUGGGUACUGCGCUGAGAAUGUCCAUGGGAAACAUAUUCACACAUUUCGGUUGAUGUCACAUUCAACACAGACAUCCUCUGCUCUCACAAGCUGCAUGGCUUAGUGGAUAAAAUACUGCCUUCUGCCUCUGGGACCAUGAUAGACGCCCAGCCUGGGAUCACAUGAAAAAUGAGCUGAAUGUCUAAUGGACGACAGUCCACUUCUCAAAACCACUAUUCAUUAUUUGGCAGGCCUAGCAGUGCCUGCUCCGAAGAGGUCGAGACUCGAUCGAUCUAUCAUAGAAGUUGCGUUACCUUUUGUUCUUCCUCUCACCUUUUCCCCCUCCAGCCCCUCUCAAAAGCAAUGUUUUCAAAAAAGGGAUUAAGAUAAUAAAUGGGUGAGUUUGUACAAGUCUGUGUAACUCCUGCCUGCAAUCCUAACAGGCCUGAAAGGUUAUUGGAGGACUUUGGUAUCUAGUUUCUGCUAGUUAUCAACAUGGCAUAAAUAUUCACCCAAAUAUGAACACUUCUUAAAAGGCAGGAAGAUCUCCUCCUUGAGAUAUAGGGUGUAAUGCUUUUGUGUUCUCUUUACUCUGUCCUUGUUAUGGUGUGAGAAAGCUAUACUGCUACAGACAAUUUAAUUAAUAAUGGGAAGCCAUAUUGAUAAUGGAUGUGGUAAUAUUUGUAAAGCAAACCUACUUUAAGUAGCAGAAACUAACGGAAUUGUUUUUCCUUGAUCAUAUGUAGCACUUUUGUUACUUUUUUCUUAAAGAUAUUUAUAUUUGAUAAACCUUUUUUUUAAUCAUUUGAGAAUUCAAAAUACCAAACGACAAACUUGCAUUACAGAGUCACCCUGUGAUCACCUUGUCAUCUAGUAUCUAAAUGAUGAACUGUGUAUGCAUCUAAGAAAAUUACAUCUGCUGGCAUUGUGUGGAAGUGAUCUCUGGCAUCCUGAU